Ooceraea biroi (clonal raider ant) is the source of this 7802-nucleotide messenger RNA. It is a transcript of the gene tau, whose product is annotated as microtubule-associated protein tau. Gene Ontology annotation, cellular component: neuron projection. Gene Ontology annotation, molecular function: microtubule binding. The record is from RefSeq and is a predicted model, not a curated record. NCBI's taxonomy places the organism in Eukaryota, Metazoa, Arthropoda, Insecta, Hymenoptera, Formicidae. Gene Ontology annotation, biological process: neuron projection development; microtubule cytoskeleton organization.
GGCGAAGCCGGCGGCUGCGGCGACGAGCCAGUCGGUUCAAACGCGUCGUGAGCGUCGCGCGUUUCGAAUCGUUCAGCGACAUCCGUCGCCGCGGCUCGUUUACCUCGUCCACCGCGUAUUUAUUUACGCGCGCGCGUGCAAACGUGCUCCGAUUGCGUUGUCGUUGUCGACGCAGCGCGCGCGCGCGUCCUCCGACCGCAGGAGAGUGCCCGACACGGAGUGCGAAGGAUCGCCGAGGAGAGCAAGAAGAGAUCGCUCCAGGGAUCACCGCCUAGAGACCCUCGGCGAGGAUGACCGACGUCCAGGCGAACGUCGGCGGCAGGCUGCAACAGGGUGACCGCGCCGCCGCGCAGCAAACAGGUAAGGCCAACGAGGUCACCCCUCGAGUUCCUUGAGGGCGUACAUCAUCGCGCUCGCAUCGAAGCAAAGUCUCCUAGUCUGUUUCGAGAAACGGAUAAACACAUCUCGGCGGAGAGAGGAAGUGCGAUCGAUUUCUCGCCGACGUUCCGCCGACGAGAUGCGGCGACUCCAAGACGCGACUGCACUCGCAAGUUCGUUCGGCGAUAGCAUCGUGGCCGAAGUGGAUGCAGCGUGAACUGCUAGGCCGGAUGAAUGGCUGGGCUGUUUUCGGAGCGGAGAAGAGUUCGGCCUCCAUGCGAGCGAAUACCGACCUAUCGCGCGAUAAUGCUCAGACGAGGUAAACCGGCGCGAUGAAGGAUCGACUCAGGGAUAUUGCGCCAACAUCAUCUCGCGAAUGUCAAAAGGCUUCAAGUACCGUUAACUGUACCGUUAACCGUUGACGAUCAAAGAGGCCCAUUCGCGAUGUUUUAGUAUAUUGCAAUUGCAUUUGAAAUAUCUGUUUGAAGAAUUGCGAAGAUAUAAUAAUUUAAUAAUAUAUAAGAAAUUCGCCACAGUUAUCUUAGUUACGUUUUUAAUCGUACAAAAUUGUAUUAUAUUGAAAUAUUCUUGCAAAGUCUUAUAUGGAAACGAGAAAUCUUAUGCAACAAAACAGUUAUCGAAUCAAAUCAGUCAGAUUUGACACGAAUCUGGAUUUUGAAAUGGUACGCGCGAUUUUGCAUUUGAGAAAACGUUAUUAUUAUAUUGAAUAAGAUAUUAUUUUUCUCUCCUUUUUAUCGAAAUUUAUAAUACAGGAUUUUAUUUUCUCUUACAUAUUUAUUAUUUAUUUCUUCAUGAGGAGUAAAUCUUGUUACCACAGAUGCAAUAUACAUCGUGACCGCUUGCUUUACGAUGUUAUCCCAUGUUAUUGGCAAUUUAUCGCUGAUAAAAUCCAAUUGCGAAAAUUGGUCGUAUCAAGUAGAUAUGGAAUGAUAUUGGAUGCCAAGAGCAUUCAUUGGAAUAACACGCGAAGACGCGUGAUUUUUCAGUUGCUUACUCCACUCUGUGCGAGCUCCUCCCAUCUCGACGAGUGUACGAAGCAACCGUGCCCCACACAUUAGCGUAAUAACAUAGAAAUUGAAAUGGCUGCGCGUACGAGGGUGCGUCUCCGACUCUUUAUUCACGCCAGCAAGCAUUACUAGAUGUAUAUUACUAGCUGUGCAGGUGAUAAACGGCACACCGAGGCCGAUGAAAACGCUCGGCGGUAAUUGAGACUUCGAAGCACUCUGCGGAAACUCUGAAAAAUGACCGAGAAAUUCUUCGCAUCAACGUGGCAUCUAAGCACCUAAGUGGUAAAGCGCCAGACAUCCACGAGUUAAGUCCACUUGAUCACGGCAAUUUUAUUCCAAAUCUUCUAUACACCGAGUAAUUAGGGAGACUCGAGUAUGGAAAACUGGGCUUCGUCUUUCGGAAGAGACGCUUAAGCUGUUGAUUCACACACGGCCGCUAUGUUAACUUCUCCAAUAAUCGGGAAAUGAUGAAACGAAGACAUCGAACCUAUAAGCAUAUUUCUUGGCCGUGUUCUGGUCUUCCUUCAUCGUAUGGUGAAACUUUUUUCACGACUUGGUCCGUCAUGCUUGCAUGACAUGGCGGAUCAAGUCACAAGGAAAGUUUCGUCGACUGGCAUAAUAAUUUUUGAAGGCUAGCGAAUCGUCCCGGCUUCUAUUUUUUUUAAGGGAUUCUCGGUGUGUAGCUACUCGGUUUUAUAAUCGAUCUACCAAAUCGCAAAACAAUAAGUUCGUCAUCCCUCUGGAAUUGCAGCUUGCUUGCCUGUUAAUCAAGCACAAUAGUGUCAGUAAUAGAAGCUGUGAAUGACACCGAGAGCCUGACUAGUAAUGUCAAAAUCCCAAAUUUGAUCCCCGUUGGGGCUUUUUCCUAAAUCACUAAUGGAUUUUUUCUCUUCAAAAAGAAUGAUCUUGUCAGCUUCGACUGCUUCAGAAUUCUUCAUCUAUAUUUUUCUAUUUUCACUUUACAUGUGGCAAGUGCGAAACGUAUGUCCACUUUCUUCGAAAUACACCCCUACUUCUAUCAUGAACUAACGCACGAAGGAAUUCUCGUACAAAUUUCUGCUGAAACAAAAAACAUGCAAAAGGAGCAAAUAAUCAGGUGGUUUACGUGGAAAUGUAGCUUUCAUUUGAUUUGUAACCAACGGAGCAACGUCGUCGUUGGAACGCAUCCUAAUCGCCGGGAGAUUUGGCUGGCACGAGCAUUGCUCUAUCGAGUACAGCCGCGAGCAGGCCGCGGUGAACGUCCUCAGCAAUGAACAGAACGUGGAAAGGCAUAAUUAUGACGGAAAAUGCGCUUCUGAGACUUAAGACGCGUCCUGCACGACUCUCUCGUAUAUGCAAUGCCGUUGCAUGUACGAGCAUCUUUGCGCAUGUCCUUGCAUAAAAAUGCGAGAAAAGAUGCCUGCAAAAAAUUUUAUAAAACGGCAUCUGCUGAGUUUUUGGGUACAUCUUAGACUCCUGAAGUUACAUCGGGAUAAUCGGAAGCUCUCGUGCAAUCCGGCCGCAUCCCACAGUCCUGCGCACACGCAGGUCCCUCGAGAGGAUCGCGUUGUUCUAGAAAACUGCGUAGACAACCCAGAUCGCGACGGAAGGGAGCGGCGGAGGAGCGGGUGCAAGUACGUGUACAUGAUUUAUCGAUAGAUUGUGCUUCUCGUGCGGGUCCGAGACUCGUAUAUAGUGAAGCAGCAUUCGCGCUGUUACCGUGGAGCAGCAGUGCGCAAGGUAAGGCUGAGUCCAGCAUUGGGCGUUGGAGCGCAGGAGCAGAGGCACGGCAGGACAAACGGACGGCAGCGACUCGUACGUGCCAAGCAACCGAACUAGCAACGUGCACCUCGCCGAAGAGGGUCUCCUUCGGAGUGUCGCGCGAACUUAGUGACUCACGAGUCGACGUAGGUCGCGGAGGCUCGACCGGAGCGUGAUCGAGAUCGUCGAGUCCAGGUUUACGGCGUACCAUAUUGUCCGGGACGAGUCGAGGCAUACGCCAUAAGAGUACACGAAAGAAAUCAAUAUGGACUCACAGGAUACCGCGAACAGUAUCCGCGAACCUGCUUCGGGCCCUGGAGAACCGAUGGUGAAGCCAAACGCUCCUUUACCGCCGCAGGGCUUUCAGCCGCGACCGCAAGGUCCUCCACCGUCUCCAAGAAAUUCGAUAAAUAAUGGUCCCGUAGGCGUGAUUCGGCCGGGACAACCACUACGUCGAUUGGACAGUCGUACUUCCCUAGGUCCACCGCCGGCCUCGGGUCAGUUUGUGCAGCUUAGGCCGUACGGUCCACCGAGACCACCGGGAGGCUCUUUUCCGCCAAGGCCACCACAACCCGGUCAGUUGCCUCCGCAGAAUCCGCCGUAUCCCCCGAAUCAGCGUUUUCCGCAUUCUCCGGGGAUCCGAGGUCCCCCGCCGCAAGGAGUUCAGCGGCCACCCUUCAUUGGUAAUCAACAGCAACAACAACAACAGCAGCAGCAGCAACGAAUUAUCAACGAUCCGCGAUUUCAACGGCCGGAUAUUGCACCCCAAAACGGACCUCCGCGACCUGGUCAAGAGUUUGCUUCUCCUAGACAGUUGCUGAGAAAUGACUCGGCGCUGAGUCUCCAGCGACAGCAGCUUUUGUCCAACGAGGAGAUCAAGCAGCCGACACGACCGCGCAUUGUCAUCGAAAAGAUGGCGGAUAUAAAUGAGAGCAGCGCCGUCGUUGAUAAACCGGAGCAUUAUUUGGGGAGAAAGAAAUCUGAUGUCCGUGAGGAUGGCGACGACGACGACGACGACGUCGUGAUGGAUAGGGAGAAAUCGCCGCAGCACAAUGGCGCUCCUGAUGGAUUGGUGAAUGGCUCCAAGUCGCCUUUAACGCCGAGGAAGCUCGACGACGCGAGUAAACCGGCGACUCGACCGGGAACGGCUACCGAAAAUAAGAUGGACAGAAUAGAGGACAAGCAAAAUGCAUUCUCAAGACCGAUUUCCCCUAACAUCAUUACUAAAACAACGAAGGAACCUGUCGAUGAAUCAGCGCGGCUCUUUUCUCAGAGCAGACCUUCCUCUGCGAUAAAUAACGAAGAAGAAAGAAAGGAGAAAGACCCGCGUAGCGACGCAUUCAAUGUCGAGCAAAGCUUGAUGACACCUCCGAAAUCUUCGGACAAUUCACGGUCCAUCACUCCAUCUCAAAAUGCGGAACCGAAGACACCAUCCAAGACACCAGACAAGUCGCGUUCCAGCACUCCGGCUGGGCUGGAACCGCCAGGAAACGCGGAAUCGAAAUCGCCGUCCAAGACACCGGACAAGUCGCGUUCCAGCACUCCGGCUGGACUGGAGCCGCCCGGAAACGCGGAACAGGAAUCGAGAACACCGUCCAAGACCCCGGAUAAAUCGCGAUCGAGUACUCCAGCCGAACUGGAACCACCCGGAAACACCGGACGAGAAUCGAGAAUGUCGGAUUCCAAGACUCCGGAUAAAUCGCGCGCGAGUACUCCGGCUGGUCUGAUAGAGAGAGAGACGCUGAAAACUCCGGCAAGAACGCCUGACAAGUCACGCUCGAGCACACCGGCUGGAAAAUCGAGUAACGAGAUCUCUGCAGAGUCAGAAGUCUCCGAGACUUUACAUCGCGACGCCGAGGAUACUUUGCAAAUAAAGAAGUCCAGUACAUCGGCGUCAUCAUUGCAUUCGCCUAACUUGGACAAAGGCAGCAAGUCAUCGAAAUCACCGAGGUCACCCACGGCACCGGCCAGCCAGGACAAAUUGCUAGUAUCAGGAUCAAUGAGAAUUCCGCCGAAAUCACCCGAUGAAGGCGUAAGGGGCUUCGAUAACGGGCAGCAAAGAUCAUUGUCCUCUGGUAGCACUCGAUCACCCAGUUCUGCAAGAUCAACGGCUGGGAGCGUGAAACAGACGAACGAGAAGAAACAAACAUCAUUCGUUGAGGAUCUGACCAGCGCCAAGAAAACGGUGGAAAUUGCUGACAAGAUGCCUACCCCAAGAGCAACGUCUCCAUCCAAGCCCACCACUCUCACGGUUAAGACACCACGUGCGCAAACACCGGUGAAAUCUCCAGACGAGAAAAUCUCGAGGAAAUCUGCAGGGAAAAAAGGUUCACGGAUCCAAAAUGGUAGCGGAAGCGAAUCGCAGUUUAAAGAAACAGACAAGGGAUCAACCGCUGGAUCGCCUACGAAAUCACCCAGCAAAUCCGCCAAGUCGUUACCAAGAACUCCCGACACGCCUUCAGCCACUGCCCUGGAAAAAAAGAAAGUGCCGAUGAAUAAAGUUCAAGUUGGCGCUGCGCCUUCCCCGAACUUGAAAAUCGUGCGAUCGAAAAUCGGUUCUCUGGACAACGCGAGUUACAAGCCGGGUGGCGGUAAAGUGAAGAUAGAAAACAGAAAACUGGACUUCAGCAAAGCGCAGCCGAAGAUUGCCGCGAAAAAUGAUAAAUACGCGCCCAGCGGUGGCGACAAAAAGAUCGCACAAGUGAAGCUCCAAUGGAAUGCCAAAUCCAAAAUUGGUUCCUUGGAGAACGCAACUUACAAGCCAGGCGGCGGCGACAAGAAGAUCGAGACGGUGAAACUCGAUUUCAAGGAUAAAGCGAAGUCAAAAGUCGGAUCCAAAGAUAACGCGAAACAUAUUCCUGGUGGUGGCACCGUGAAGUCUGCGACUCCACCUAAGACACCUCAGGAAACGAAGAACGACAUUCCCUCGCAAAAGGUAGACAUCAAAGCUGAAAGCAAAAUAGGUUCAUUGGAUAAUGUGAAGCACAAGCCAGGAGGUGGCGAUAAGAAGAUUUUCAACGACAGAGACUAUCUUCGACAGACGAGUUCCAACGUUGAGAGUGUGAAUGGCAGCGGAUCUCAGGCUCAGUCUCCUACACAGGGUGACCGUCAUCUUGCAAACGAUUCGAGAAACGGCGACGAGAUACCGCAGCCUCAGCCGCCGCCCUCCACGCCGGUAAAAACUCGCAAUGUCACGUCACCCACGUCCGUCGUGACACCCCAAGCUGUCAGAAGCGGACUGGCCAGAUCUCCGGAAGCCACAACACCCAGGAAGCAAUUCACGCAGGAGACUGAAGCUCCGAAUCUCACCAACGGACGUGCAAUCAAAACACUUUCACCGGAUGCGACAAAUGGCAGGAACACGACGAAAGAUCGCUCACCGAGAUCACCGAUCUCACCACGUCCACCGAGUAGCCUGCGCGUCAAAUCCGCCAGCGAUAAAACCAACCCCGGUACUCCAGGAAGAACAUCCCCCGCAACACCUAGGAAAACAUCUCCCGGCACACCUGGCAGAAUGUUUCCCAACACACCAAGGAAAUCGCCGCCCCCAAAAGAGUUGCGUCUUCCGAAACUCGCGUCUUCGCCGACACCGCAAGAAGAAAAUCCGAUGGCUCCCGACACUCACUCGAAAAUCAAUUUACCCAAGUUGAUCGAGCCAGCUUCGCGGAUGGCGUAUUGAGAUUAUAAGAUGAAAGAAAUGGACUUUCUAGCAGUUGAUAUGUUAGGAUGUUUCAGGUUUCCCGCAUUUGUUUUCCUUCAUUUGCCGCUUCUUACAACAAUUCAAAGUCCAUCUUUUCUUAGUGAAAAUUUUAUUUUAUAUAUUUGCCACGAGUUUCUAUUUGAUUUCAAGUAUCUCUAAAGCCUUAACGGAAUGUUGAAGUUAAAAGUCUAAUGAAAAAUAUUAGGUCGAUGCAUAAGAAGGAAAGAAGGAUCAUCUUUUGAGGCGAUCCACUCACCGAUCCAUCGGCAAGAACUUAUGUACCUAAUAAGUAAAAAUAAGAUUUUGCACUAGAACUCUUACAAAUAUGAGGAUUGUUGGUGCAUCAAUAUUCUUAAGGAAAGAUUCACUUUAAAUUUCAAUUUAAAAACGCAUAUGAAAGUGUUAGCUCUAUAGAACCCUGUCCAUCGCAUAAAAGUGAGUGCAAAAUAAUUAGAAACUUAAGAUAAUAAUAGAGGAUUCGUAACAAAGCACUUGCCAGAAUAGGUCUUCUUUUUAUUAAUAAGUAAAAAUAUUUUGAAUAUAGGUUUUUUAUUAAAAAAUUCAGAUAAACUCGAAAAUGAACUAGAAAUUCAAGGCAAAACGGAAUAAGAACUUGAUUUUUACACAAGUGCUACUUUUCCAACUAAAUUAUGUAAUUUCUAACCCGUAUCUUCUGUAGAAGACUAAUGGGUGUCAGAAAUGCUAUUUGAACAUAUUAACAACCUUUAGUAAAUUAUCGACAAUAUUAUUUCCGAAACAAACUCUUGAUAUUUUUUGCUGGUUUGUUCUUUAGAAGUCUAUCCAUAUAAAAAAUAGAUGUAAUAAUAAUAAUAUAUCAUAAUUAAUUAUUAGAUCAAUUUUUGAAUAGGUUAGACUUUUUGUAAAAUGCUUUAAACUAUUCGAUUAUUAACAUUGCCUUGCUUGACGCAAAAUAUAUUCUUCAAAGAUAGAUAAAA